AUGGACGCUGCAGGGCUUCUCAAANAGCAAGGCUGGCGCGGCCUCGGCCACUCGCUCGACUCCAACAACAAAGGUCUCCGCAAACCGCUUCUCGUCAGCAAGAAAGUCGAUGUGCUAGGAGUUGGAAUCAACAAAGCAGAUGUUAUUCAAGGUCAAUGGUGGUUGAAGGCCUUCGACAGCAGUUUGAAAGAUUUUGGAACUGGCAAGAAGAGUAUACUGGCCAAUGUCAAGGAUCAUGGAAUCAAGAGGGGUGGCUUGUACGGGCGAUUCGUGCAAGGAGAGGGUGUAGCGGGAACGAUAGGUGUUGUUGACCCCAAGGUUGCUGCACUGGCAUCUGCUGUUGGUCCUGCCACGGGUGUGAAGAGGAAGGCUGAGGAUGAUGAGGACGAGGACAAGACGGAAAUGAAGAAGGCGAAAAAGGACAAGAAGGACAAGAAGCGAUCAAAAUCUAUAUCCAAAUCUUCAUCCGAUGAUGAGAAGAAGGCACCUCGUGCUGCAAAGAAAGCUAAAAAGUCAGCGAUUACCGACGAAGAUACAUCCGACGCAGCGACCACCAAGAAGAGCAAGAGCAAGAAGGACAAAUCGCUGGACGGUCUACCCGAAGACAAGUGCAAGCAAUAUGAAGAGCGCGCUGCAGCGAAGGGUGUUACACUGGAACAAUAUUUCACCCAACGACUAGCGAAGAAUCUCGUAGCCAAAGAAGCCCGACGAAGCGGUACAACAACGCCUGCUACCGAGCCAGCGUCCGAAGACUCCGCCAAAGACGACAAAAGAAAGAGAAGAAGAACAAAAGGACAAGAAGUCAUCCAAGAAGUGAGACUGCAAGGGGAACCGAGUGCACAAACACAACCGACGUAG
Molecule: messenger RNA, 858 nt
Organism: Aureobasidium musti
Lineage: Eukaryota; Fungi; Ascomycota; Dothideomycetes; Dothideales; Saccotheciaceae
Source: the annotation of a GenBank genome assembly